AUGUUUAAGUUCCUAAUUGUUUGCGGCCUUGCUGCUUACGCAGCUGCACAUCCCGGAUUAACUAGCGGCAUCGGUUUGGGUGGUUAUGGAGGUGGAGGAAGCGGAGGUUUGGGCGGAUCUGGAGGACUGGGAGGAAAUUUAGGUGUUGGCUAUGGAGCAGUUGCAGUUGCACCAGUUCAACACGCCAUUCACGUUCCUACUGCCACCAGUAGUCAAUCCAGAGUGGACGUCGUAAACCCAACCGCAGUAAGAACUGUCUCUUCCAUUACCCCAGUCGCAGUUUCAACCCCCGUUGCAGUCGCCACUCCUCAUGUGACUCAAGUUGCAGUUUCCUCUCCUGGUGUUGCAGUGAGCACACACGGAUUGGGAAUAAAUGGAGUUGGUUUAAGUGGUGGAUACUCUGGUGGGGCUGGAUAUGGUGGGGCAGGUCUAGGAGGCGGCUUAGGAGCAGGAAUAGGUGUUUCAGGAGGAGCUGGAUUGGGUGGUGGUUACGGAGGAAUUAGUUUAGGCCAUUAG
This is a messenger RNA of Aethina tumida (small hive beetle), 516 nucleotides long. RefSeq lists its product as uncharacterized. The transcript is spliced from 3 exons. Lineage: Eukaryota; Metazoa; Arthropoda; Insecta; Coleoptera; Nitidulidae. The coding region runs from base 1 to 516 and encodes 171 amino acids. The record is from RefSeq and is a predicted model, not a curated record.